CCCGAGGGCCCGCCCGCCUGCCGCAGCCCGCAGCCUGCCGCCGCCAGGUUGUACCUCAGACUGUCAGAUAAAGCGGUGGGCCGGGCCGGCGGGGCGGUGAGCACGGCCCGGGCCGGACAUGGCGGCACUCUACGCCUGCACCAAGUGCCAUCAGCGCUUCCCCUUCGAGGCGCUGUCUCAGGGGCAGCAGCUGUGCAAGGAAUGUCGGAUUGCACACCCUGUUGUGAAGUGCACCUACUGUAGGACUGAGUACCAGCAGGAGAGUAAAACCAAUACAAUCUGCAAGAAAUGUGCUCAGAAUGUGCAGUUGUAUGGAACGCCCAAACCUUGUCAGUAUUGCAACAUAAUUGCGGCAUUUAUUGGCAACAAAUGCCAGCGCUGCACAAAUUCAGAGAAGAAGUAUGGACCACCAUAUUCCUGUGAACAGUGCAAGCAGCAGUGUGCGUUUGACAGGAAAGAUGAUAGAAAGAAGGUAGACGGGAAAUUGCUGUGCUGGCUGUGCACACUUUCAUACAAGCGGGUCCUCCAGAAGACCAAAGAGCAGAGGAAGCACCUGAGCAGCUCUUCCCGUGCCAGCCACCAGGAGAAGGAGCAGUACAGUCGACUGAGUGGUGGUAGCCAUUAUAACAGUCAGAAAACACUUUCUACGUCUUCAAUUCAAAAUGAAAUCCCAAAGAAAAAAUCCAAGUUUGAGUCAAUCACAACCAAUGGAGACAGCUUUUCCCCAGAUCUGGCUCUGGACUCACCAGGCACUGACCACUUUGUCAUCAUUGCCCAACUGAAGGAAGAAGUAGCCACUCUGAAGAAGAUGCUGCAUCAAAAAGAUCAAAUGAUUUUAGAGAAAGAGAAGAAGAUCACAGAGUUGAAGGCUGAUUUUCAAUACCAGGAAUCUCAGAUGAGAGCCAAAAUGAACCAGAUGGAGAAAACCCAUAAGGAAGUCACAGAACAAUUGCAGGCCAAAAACCGAGAGCUCCUGAAGCAGGCAGCUGCCCUGUCCAAGAGCAAGAAGUCAGAGAAGUCGGGAGCUAUAACCUCUCCAUGAGAGACCACAAAGAGGCUCCCGGCAACAGCAAAUGGAUUCCUGGGUUAGGGUGGCAACCUGGCUGUUCUCUGGGAAUUGCAACCUUUAAGAAAUCUCUUAUUUUAUUACAGUUACCGUCCUUUGUGCGAUUGCAGUGGGCUGAAUGGAAACACCUGGUUUGUACUGUGCUAUGACUGCAUGCUUGAAUGUUUGGGGUUUUGAGCUCUCUCUCUCUAACUCUCUCACACUCUCACUCUUUUCUCUCCCCUCCACCCUUCCCUCAGUACUUCUGUCUGUCUGUCUCUAUCUCUUUUGGUACUUUUUUGUUUGUGUGUGUGGUGGUCACUGCUCAGUGUUAUGUGCAGAAUGUUUUUUUUCUGUCCAUCAUUGCAUCCUGCCAUACCCAUGAGCAAAUAAUUUGGCAUUAAUUACAUAUCACUGCCACCCUCUGAACUUUGAAAACUGCCACCUUAAGACUUGGUACAAUGGCAGAGACUUUCUCUCUCCAAUAAACCUUUUGCUUCAGGGUAUACUCUUGGGUUUUUUUCCAGGUAUAUUAUGUAUGAACUUUGUAUUAUGUAUAGUCAGAGUUUUAUUUAUUUUUUAAAAAAAGAAACUUUUUCUUGAUAAAGGAAUAAUGGUAGCCUAGCUUGUUCUUGUAAAAGUGAUGCCUCUUGAAAAAAAGUCCUACUCUCUAGCUUUUAGAAAAAGAAUCAGAUCUUUUCUUUCUUAU
Molecule: messenger RNA, 1754 nt
Organism: Camelus dromedarius (Arabian camel)
Lineage: Eukaryota; Metazoa; Chordata; Mammalia; Artiodactyla; Camelidae
Gene: FAM76A
Product: family with sequence similarity 76 member A
Exons: 9
Coding region: 119-1042 (307 amino acids)
Cellular component (GO): nuclear speck
Source: RefSeq, a predicted model, not a curated record